Molecule: messenger RNA, 3039 nt
Organism: Dinoponera quadriceps
Lineage: Eukaryota; Metazoa; Arthropoda; Insecta; Hymenoptera; Formicidae
Gene: nvy
Product: protein CBFA2T1
Exons: 8
Coding region: 564-2966 (800 amino acids)
Biological process (GO): DNA-templated transcription; negative regulation of DNA-templated transcription
Cellular component (GO): nucleus
Molecular function (GO): transcription corepressor activity
Source: RefSeq, a predicted model, not a curated record
CUCCUCGCUUCCGCGAUUCGGGAUUCUCUCUCCGCUGUCGCGCGCUAUCAUCGCUCCGUUAUCACCCCUUCGUUUAUCUUGCGAUUUAAACGUCACCCGAGGCUCACGUUCGUUCGUUCGUUCCUUGUGACUUCGUGCGCGAAUUCUCGAAGUUUUCUUUUUUCCGCUCACGUGCAUCUCGAGAUUCCGUUCUCGGCCUCGUGCUCGCUUUGAAAUCUCACUUUCCCGCGUCUCGGGCGUUCCGCUCCGUAUUCGCGCCUCGUUGUCGUCGGUUCGCCCCUUCGAAAGGCGUUUGAAUCGCGCGGACGAAUCGACGACACUCAACGCGCGCGCUUAUUUGUCGCGCCGAAAACCGGAACACGAGAAGAAUGCGUUCCCUCAUGAUGAGGUGCAUCGUCGACGCUCGCUCGCGAGAGCUUCUACGGCGCUCGUGAAAGCCGGCGAUCGCGAAACUGAUCGACAGCCCGCCACCGCGCUGCCUUGCCUGGAUUUUUUUGCGGUUUAAUUUGACACGCUGCGUGAACAUCGAUCAGACAGGAGAGGUGAGCACGCGGUUCGCGAGUAUGAAAGUGGAGGGCGGAGCGGCGACGACGACGGUCCUCCACAAGGUCAAGGUUAAGGAAGAGACGAAGGAAUGCUGCGGCUACCAGCAGACCUCGCCGUUGUCGACGUCGGCGGCCACCACCGCGACCGUCACGACGCUUACCGUCUCCGCCGCGACGGCGAUCACCACCACAGUCACUAACAGCAACGGCGUCUCUAGCGUGGGCGCGAACUCGUCGACGACCACUACGGUGGCCACCGUCGUGGCCGCCGCCCCCACUCUACAGCCCUCCAACAUUAUCUGCCAUCCGCCGCCGACGACCGUCUCCGGCGCCGGUAACACCGGCGACCCCUUUCCGGUCGACCUCGAUCUCAAGGCCAAGAACAAGGCGUCGUCCGUAUCACGAGAGAAGUCGCGGGAAGACGUGGUCCAGCCUGAGGCGCACUCGCCCACCUCACAGCAGCAUCAAAGGAUCGGCGCGGCGCCUUUGACCGGUCAGCAGAAGCAGACGAACGGCUCUCGGGCGGAGUACAAAGGUGCGUCUGGCUCCUCCGACAACGACAGCCCGUUGCCUUCGCAACCGCUCAAACCCGAGCUUGAAGAGGGACCCGGUGCUAAUGCCGGGCCCAACACGUGCAGAACAGAUGAGCAGAAUGAUGGGGUUGCGUUGGCGAACGGCACGUCGAGAUGCGUCAGCAGCAUCUUCGCGGGGCACGGCAAGCUUAAGAGAUUGCUGGGCACCCUGGUACAAUUCGCCACCGACAUCUCGACGGACACGGGCGACACAGUACGCACACUGGUACUCGCGCUUCUGAGCGGCAGCAUGACCGCGGAGGAGUUUCACUCGGCGCUGCAGGAGGCGACGAACUUUCCGCUCCGAGGAUUCGUUUUGCCGUACCUCAAACACACCUUGCCCUCCUUACAGAGGGACUUGAGCAACGCGGCCAGAGCGAAUAACCAGAGCUGCGUGCAGUUCCUCCGGUCCAACGAGUCUGCUGUUCUGGAGGCCGUGGGGUUGGUCCCGUCCGGCGAGUCCGUCGAGGUCUUUGGGGAGCACGGGGCGAACGGGAUCGGUGGCGGUAAUCAGUGCUCCGUUCAUUACACCAUGCGGUCGAAUUCUAAUCCCGGCGUUGGCGCCAUUCAGCACGCGGCCAGCAACGCCGCGGGCGCGUUGCACCAUUAUCCUGGCGCCGCUCAUGCACCGAAACGCCGUGCCUCCGACACCCCGUAUUACGAGAACGGAGCCCUCUUGGACGACAUGCCGGUGUAUGGCAAGAGGCCUACCAAUCCAUGGAGCCAUCACCAUCAGCAACAACAACAGCCUCAGCAGCCGACGGACCCAUAUUGCUGGUACCAUCCGCUGCAUUCUUCGAGCGGAUCGAUUCAAGGUCACGCGCACGGCCAUGGCCACGGGCCGAGUCCAGUGCCGCCUAGUCUCGUGCAGAUUAAUCAGAUAAACGCGUUCUCCGGACCGCAUCAUCUGACUCAGCAACCGCAGCAGCCGAUGGGCCACGGUCUGCAGACUCAGAACGGCGGCAGCCUCGACGAUGAAUGGAAGAACAUUCACGUGAUGCUCAAUUGCAUCCUCGGCAUGGUGGAGAAGACGAAGAGAGCGCUGGCGAUCCUUCAGCGACGAGGAUGCUCCAGUCCGGCGGCGGCGGCACCUCCACCAGGUGUGGUCGCGGCACAGAACGGUACGAGUAAUAACAGCAACAGCAACGGCAACAAUCCCUCGUCGACCAACGGCGCGCAGGUCGAGUCGUCUACCGGCGAUCGGGAUGGUAGCCUGAAGCGAUUGUCCGGCGAGAUCGUCGCGCAGACGAUCAGGGCGACCGAGGACAAGGUGGCUGAGGUCAAACGGAGAGCCGAGGAAGCUGUGUUAGAAGUGAAGAGGGCCGCAGUGGCAGAGAUGCAACGUGCCGUUGCAGUUGCGGUCGCAGAAUCGAGAGCGAAUGAGCGUUUGAGGGUUCACCGGUUAUUAGAUCUACCGCUUUCCCAAAGGAACCACGGCAGUCUCCGCCAAGGACCUUUCCUGAGGGUUCACGGGAACUCGAGCGCGGUCGAGACUGGCGCCAGAAAUGUGACGACGCCGACGACCACACCGAAUUCGGCGGCGUCGACCACCGAAGAUGAAAAGGACAUUCACCUCACCAACAUGAUGGGAUCCACCUGCUGGAACUGCGGCAGGCCCGCCUUGGAGACUUGUGGCGGCUGUGGAAUCGCCCGGUACUGCGGCUCUUUCUGCCAGCACCGCGACUGGGAGGCUGGCCACCACGCGACCUGCAAUAACCCACCGCCGCGCGAACCACGAAGAUCGUCCUCGCGCAGCCCACCGAGGGUCGCCGCCGCGAAUCUCCCCGCGGCUGUCAACGAGGUCGACGCCGCGCCAGUGGCAUCCGCCGGCGUCUCAAAGGGGAAGUGACGUCGUGGUGCGAGAAAUAACCUGGGCUUGCGAUCAACCAGAUCGAUCGACCACUAGUCGCGCUGACCGCGCG